UUGCUCAUAUUUUUCGUCAUAUCCUUAUAUGAAAGAAGGAUGCCACAAAAUGAUCUAGUAAUCCUUCACUUCAAUGAUGUAUAUAACCUUGAACCUCAGAAAGAUGAGCCUGUGGGUGGGGCUGCUAGAUUUGUUGGCUGUGUCAAAUCCUACCAGUCACUGAACCCCCUGGUCCUGUUUAGUGGGGAUGUACUGAAUCCUUCAUUGUUGAGCAUAUUCUUAAAAGGUGAACAGAUGAUACCAAUCCUAAAUGCAGUAGGCACACAUGCUGCAGUGUUUGGAAAUCAUGACUUUGAUUUUGGAGUUGAUCAUUUGUGUGAGAUGACAGAGAAGACCAAGUUUCCAUGGUUACUCAGUAAUGUUACAGACAACUUGACCAAAAAAUCAUUGGCAGAUGGACAGGAGUCAUGUGUUAUUGAAUGGAAUGGGUAUAAGGUAGGAGUGAUUGGCUUAGUGGAAGAGGAGUGGAUUGAUACUCUAGCAACAUUGGACCCAGAAGAUGUUACAUAUAUAGAUUUUGUUUCUAAAGGGAAAGAACUCUGCAAGGAUUUAAAGCAAAAGGGAGUUGAUUUAAUUGUCGCCUUGACUCACAUGCGAUGGCCAAAUGACCGGCACCUUGCAGAACAAGUACCAGAUAUUGACAUCAUACUUGCAGGUCAUGAUCAUGACUACGGUCUAGAGAUAGUUAAUGACAUCAACAUUGUGAAAAGUGGAACUGAUUUCCGUAACCUUAGUAAGAUCACCAUUAAGAGGAAUGGACUUCGCCUUCAUGUGGACAUUGAGAAGGUGGACGUCACGUCUAAUAUCACAGAGGAUCCAGAAACCUUGGAAAUUGUCAAACAUAUGCAAGGUGACAUUAACAGUAAAAUGGAAGAAGUAUUGGGAUAUAUGAAUGUGGAACUUGAUGGCAGAUUCUCUGCUAUAAGAUCAAGGGAAACAAAUCUAGGAAACUUUGUGACAGACAUUAUGUUGGAGAUUUCUCAAGCUGACUGUGCUAUUCUAAAUUCUGGGACAUUCCGAUCAGACAGGAUCCACCCUAAAGGCCGCUUCAAACUCCGCGAUUUACUCACCAUACUCCCCCUGGUGGAUGAGCUGGUAGUCAUUGAAGUCACUGGAAAACAGUUAAUAGAAGCAUUAGAAAAUGGUGUGUCAGCAUACCCCAAAUUGGAAGGUCGGUUCCCUCAAGUGGCAGGCAUUACCUUUGGAUUUAAUCCCAGCAAGCCUAAAGGACAGAGAGUAGAUCCAGAGCUGGUCAAAGUACAAGGGCAAUUUAUCGAUCUAAAAAAAAAAUACAAACUCUGCACUAAGGAGUACCUUUCAGAGGGCAAGGAUGGAUAUGAUGUCUUCAAGAAUUGCCCAGUGUUGGUAACCUCGGAGCAGUGUUGUUCACUAAGUACAGGAGUGAGAAACCAUUUUGAAUCCAUUCAGAUCAUGAAAGGUGUCAAGGAAUGCAAGUCUGGUCAUAGACAAAGUCUAGUGGGGCUAGUUAGGAAGAGAGGGCUGGUGCAGAAGUUUAUUUCUAACCUCAGAAAACGGAGCAUGGCCCGCAAACUGGACCAAGCAGCCACCAUAUCCAAACUGGAGCGUCGCCUGAGUCGUCAAAAGAGCGUCUAUAACGAGGAAGAGGAACAAUGUCAUCUUUCCCCUGAGGUUGAGGGACGUAUAAUUCUAUUGGACGAUCAGGUGAAGCCCUGUAGUGAGAGUGAUGAAAAGACAAGUGUUGAAAAUGUUGAAAACAUAAGAGUUGAAAAGAUAAGAGUUGAAAAUACAGAGGGGGGAAUCUUGAGAUUCUGGAAAAAUAAGGGGUUGAUAUUUGGAUUGUCACUGAUGUCAUUGGGACUGAUAUGGUUUUUAAAAAAGAAAAUAAACAAAUAGUGAUAAAUGUUGUGAUAUAGAAUUUUGAAGUACUGGUACAUAUGCUAGGUUGUAACAAUUUUACAUAGUAUACCAAUUGUAUAUGGAUAUUUUUGCUUUCUGAGUGUAUAUUGCAGGUCAGCUACAUUAUAUCAAAUGUUAGAUACAAACAGAAAUGUUGGAACAAAAGAUGCAGGCUUUGACACUUUGUAAGGAAGUGGACUUAGAGGAGGAAGGCGAUACUGUUAUAGCUAACCACUCUUUAUUGAUGUAGAUCAAAAAUAAGUUCUGUAAUAUUAGUUACCAGUACCUGAUUUAUAAGAUAGAUUUAUUAGAAAGGCAUGUGUAUAUUUUUUAUGAUUUUUUAUUUACAUUUUAUUUAUGUACUUUUCUUUAAAUACAUAUAUAUAAGAGUUU
Molecule: messenger RNA, 2271 nt
Organism: Saccostrea echinata
Lineage: Eukaryota; Metazoa; Mollusca; Bivalvia; Ostreida; Ostreidae
Product: mannosylglucosyl-3-phosphoglycerate phosphatase-like
Exons: 14
Coding region: 40-1875 (611 amino acids)
Biological process (GO): nucleotide catabolic process
Molecular function (GO): hydrolase activity
Source: RefSeq, a predicted model, not a curated record